Ostrea edulis (European flat oyster) is the source of this 1036-nucleotide messenger RNA. RefSeq lists its product as uncharacterized. NCBI's taxonomy places the organism in Eukaryota, Metazoa, Mollusca, Bivalvia, Ostreida, Ostreidae. Bases 96 to 830 code for a protein of 244 amino acids. The record is from RefSeq and is a predicted model, not a curated record. The transcript is spliced from 10 exons.
UCUGUUGGAUUCCGAGUGAACUCUGCGCGGCAGUAGAUAAGCAGUGUCUUGACCGCAGUGAACCCUGAAUACUAAUCCCACGAAUUCGAACAAGAAUGUCCAGAAAUUUAAUAGCAAUUCUGUUGGUCUCUAUCAUAAUAAAUGAUGUUACAGAUAGUAUUGGUCCUUUGUGUAUAGUAUGCCAGAACGCAGCCACAGUUGAAGAAUGUAGACAACAGAACAAGGUUCACUGCGGAGACAAUGAAGAUUGCUAUUUGAAAAAAUACACAACGAACACUGCACAGAUCAGAUUUGAGGCAGGAUGUUUUCCGAAGACGACGUGUGUCCUUCUAAACUCAUUGAAUCCAAGCCCUGUUGGUAAGAGGGAUACGGAUUUACACAGACCAAAGAAAGAUCUAACGAACUGCUUCCAAUGUUGUAACGGUACGACAACACAGGAUGGGCCCUGUAACUCCUACCUAUGCCAUCAAGACCCUACUGCCGAACUAGUAACCUGUAAAGUGUGCACUGGUGUACACGAUCACAUAGAAAGCUGCGCCCAUGAAGACGUAUGUCCGCCCACAGAGGCAUGUUACACUGGCAUCCGCAUUGUUGGCAACGAGGCUAAAUACGUGUUCGGAUGUGCAAAUAAAAGAAUCUGCAGAUCGUUGGCGUUAGAUAACGCCAGGCAGGCUCGGGUAAUACAUGGAGAUGUAGGACUGAACAUCUGUGACGCCUGCUGUGUAGGGACCAACUGUAACGAGGCCGAAUGUUUUACAUUAAAAAAAGAAAUGAAAUAUGCUGAUUACAAAAGGAACACUACGUCAACCACCACAUCGACAUUGGGAUGAGGCAAAGGGGGAAAAUGACUGACGCAGACCAACCUGGAUAUAGUGGAGCGUCAUUUAUUCUUCUAUAAAUGAAUAAUUUGUGUACAUGUAUUGAAGAAGAAUUCUUUACAAUUGCACGUCGGAGAAUUGUUAUUUACAUGUGCAAUAUAAAGUAAACAAAUGCCUUUCUUUCUGAAAUAAGGACUUGUUCUCACAAUGCACCACAA